AUGGCUAAUAAUGAACAACAUUUUCGUAAGCACUGGAUUUUGGGGGUUGAGGUGCUUCUGAGGCCUGUUCUCGCGCGAACUGAUCAGAUUCUCAUUGUCCAGGUUUCAUCUUUUGCGGCUUGUAACCACUGGGUGCCGCAUCACAACGUGGCGGAAUCUGACCCAGCAGCAACGCCGCCAUUGACGUCAUUGCGGUCACCCUAUGACCUGUCCAAAGCUAUGACGGAGCAGUUCAUCCUGCAAAAACACUCUGCAAGCGGAAUGCGCACCGUUAGCAUCCGAAUUGGCGGCGUUUAUGGUGACAACGACGACCAGUACUGGAACCGGCGUUUGCCCUUCAGGCUAUCCCUCGACAUCAGCUGCGAUGCUGAUGCAAACCCUCCGAAGAUCGACGCCAACUAUGUCGAGAACGUCGCAGAAGGCUUGCUUCGAGUCUCUGACCGGCUGUCAGCAGAUGCCUCCGUCGGUGGACGCUUCUAUUUCUACACCAUCGGGGAGCGCCACGCCACACAACAGGAGCUCGGCUACCGGCUUGCCGAGGCCACAGGUCGCUUCCACCUUGCUGCUCCGACUUGGGUCAUCCACGUGUGGUUGGCAGUCAUGAGCUUCCUCGUGUCCUUCCAUUACCAGCUUCCUAGCUGGCCGCUGAAUCAGCCGGCAGGGCGGGUCGUUGAACCAAAGUCGUACUUCAACACGUACUCCAUGGCGAAGAAAGGGCUCAUCGAUCAGUGGUUUGACAACAGUCUCUUUCGCAAGACGUUUGGCUACAGCCAUAUAUACACCACUGAGGAGGCGGUGGCUCUUGUGGCGGGAGCAGCAAAGCGUCAGCCCUCUCCCAGGUAUACAGACUCCCACAAAAAGCGGCCUGGAACGAUGACGCUUGUGGCGGGGCCAGUUCUGAUUUCACUUUGUACAAUGGUUUUGGUGGUGCUUUGCGGUGGCUUGAGUCUUUCUGUUGCUUGCUCCACGUCCUGGAGCCUGUGCAGUCUUUGCCAGUUCGGCUUCUUUGUUUCCUCACCUGCUACACAUGUUUGCGGCUUCGUGACGCAGCCCGCCUACCGGCUGUGGAUGCCCUUUCAAGGGGGAUCCCUCCACGUCUUCCUGCAGGGCAUAGGUUGGUCUUGCUUCGCAUUGCUAUUGAUGCAAUGGCCGCGUCCUCAGUCCAUGCUCCACGACACAUCCACAAUAGUUUUGAGAAUUGUACAUCCUGUCCUUAGCACGGAAAAAGGAGGCCGUUCACGCUUGUGCUUGGUCAGGUUUGGCCUCUCAUCUGCUGGUGGAAGCGGUCUCCCAUGCAUCUCAGGUGUGCAAACUGGUAUGGCGAGGAGAUGCUGCGGACAGAGCUUCUUGGCAGUAGAGGAGUGGCCUGCGAGCCCUAGCAGGUACUAG
Molecule: messenger RNA, 1389 nt
Organism: Symbiodinium pilosum
Lineage: Eukaryota; Dinophyceae; Suessiales; Symbiodiniaceae
Source: the annotation of a GenBank genome assembly